This is a messenger RNA of Miscanthus lutarioriparius, 1656 nucleotides long. The record is from the annotation of a GenBank genome assembly. NCBI's taxonomy places the organism in Eukaryota, Viridiplantae, Streptophyta, Magnoliopsida, Poales, Poaceae.
AUGUCGUGGGGGCGGUUCCGCUUCACCCCUCACAACGGGCUCAGCCGGACGCGGUGGACGCGGGUCUUCCCCGCGCAGAAGUCCACGCCUUGCACCGUGGUGCUCAGCGAUGAGGACGAUGAUACUGACGAUACCUCCGACUCGGAGGUUCUCAUAAUCGACGGCGCAGCUGCUGGAGUAUCAGCUUCUGCGGCGGGACCUGAAUCUCAAACCAGGAAAGGGAACCGCUCCUCCAGUAACGUGAUCAACAUAGAUGAUGAUGAAGACGAGAAAGAUGGUGCAGGAGGCGAUAAAGCAGGUCCCAGCAUGUCCCGUGCUUCUGGGUCUCCAGCAGCGAUGACACCGGGUCGGGGUUCUCCAGGGAACAGAUAUGGGUUGGAUUCCAUGUCCGACAGCUCUGAGAGCGAUCUUACUGGAGGAUGGGACUCAGACACUGAUGAUGGCAGCUCUGAUUGUGAGAUUCUCGAUGACACUGGUACAGCCCGUAAGAUGUGGGAGACGUCUGCUUCCAGAAAAAAGCCGCCUCAUGGUGUCCAUGAGUGUAAGGAUGCUGGGGCUACUGCAUUCACAUCAUGUGCUGGGGUGGAGACACAGCCAGGUAAAAACUCUGAGCAUCUCUUUGGUGCCGAACGCCAUCCAGAUGAGAGUAUGUCUUGGUUUUACAGCACUGCAAGCAAGUAUGACUCUCAAAAUAGUUGUGGCGGUACAAAGGAAGGCCCGGGGCGUGCUCCAAGUAGUGCUGACAAUGCAAAGGGUGUCAAUGGUCCUUCUGUGCCAAAUGCCGAAGAUGUGCAAAAUAAUACCGGCAGGUCAAAGGAUGACCAUGACCAGUCUUCAGUGCCAAAUGUCAAGGAAUGUUCAAUGGUUGGUUCUGAAAAAGCUUCAGAAGGGGUUCAAUCGCCUCGGCCAGAUGAAAACUCUGCCUAUAACUUUGCCUCUGCAAAUAGUUUUUUUUCUGGGAUCUCGUCAACGGACAGGAAAGAUGGAAGUCCUCCAAUUUCUGUCAGUACUCCUGAAAAGGUUGAUGAGAAAAUACCUGAAGAUGUAUAUUCACAAAAGGAUCAGUCACCACCUGAAGCUUCCUAUAACACAAAUAUUUAUUCUGCUCAAGAUAAUGGUCCUGUCAGGGGUAAGGAUUUGCUUCAAGAUCCUGAGGACUUAGGGCGAUUUGCGUCAAUGAUUGGUGAACGUGAAAAACACAAAGAAUCUGUUGAGUACAAGCGGGCAGCAGAGGAGGAGUGGGCAUCAAGACAGCAGCAAUUACAAAUACAGUCUGAGGAAGCAAAGAAAUUGCGAAAGAGAAAGAAAGCUGAAGCUCAACGCUUGCUUGACAUGGAGAAGAGACAAAAGCAAAGAUUGCAAGAAGUCCGUGAAUCACAGAGAAAGAAUGAAGAAGCUAUACAGCUUAAGGAGCAGUAUCGGGGUGUAGUCAGAAAGGAACUGGAAGAUUUGGAAAGGAGACAUUGGGAUAUGACUUCAAUAUUGCAUGCGCUAGGCAUCUCUGUUGAAGGUGGUGAGGUUAAAGCCUUCAAGCAAGCUCUUCUGAAAUUCCAUCCGGACAGGGUAUCAAGAAAUGAUAUUUAUCAACAAGUAAGAGCAGAGGAGACAUUUAAGUUCAUUUCGCGGCUGAAGGAGAAGCUACCUCGGUUAUCCUAA